AUGAUCAUCAGCAUCUCUCUGAUCUGGGCGGUCCUGGUGGGCUUCUGCUGCCUGCUGUGGCUGGCUGUGGGGACACGCCGCAGGCAGCCAGGUGAGCCCGCCGUGGAGAACGGCUUCAUCCCAUACCUGGGCUGUGCUCUGCAGUUUGGAGCCAACCCUCUCCAGUUCCUCCGCAGCCGCCAGAAGAAAUACGGACACAUCUUCACCUGCAAGAUCGCUGGAAAGUACAUCCACUUCCUGUGUGACCCCUUCUCCUACCACUCCGUCAUCAGACAGGGCAGACACCUGGACUGGAGGAAAUUCCACUUCGCCACAUCAGUCAAGGCGUUCGGUCAUGACAGCUUCGACCCUCGGCACGGUCACACCACAGAGAACCUCCACCAGACUUUCCUGAAGACCCUGCAGGGGGAGGCUCUUCCCUCCCUUAUAGAGACCAUGAUGGGUCACCUGCAGGACGUCAUGCUGAAAUCAGACACGCUCAGCCCCAGCAAGGAGCACUGGGAGGUGGACGGCAUCUUCGCCUUCUGCUACAAGGUGAUGUUUGAGUCUGGAUACCUGACUCUGUUUGGGAAAGAGUUUGGUGACGAUAAGUGUCAGGCCCGGCAGGAGGCUCAGAAAGCUCUGGUGCUCAACGCUUUGGAGAACUUCAAAGAGUUUGACAAGAUCUUCCCAGCGCUGGUGGCCGGUCUUCCCAUCCACGUCUUCAAGAGCGCCUACAGCGCCAGAGAGAACCUGGCAAAGACCAUGAACGCUGAAAACCUUUCUAAGAGGGAGAACCUGUCUGAUCUGAUCUCCAUGAGGAUCAUCCUGAACGAUUCUCUGUCCACCUUCAACGACGUGAGCAAGGCCAGGACCCAUGUGGCUCUGCUGUGGGCUUCACAGGCCAACACCCUGCCUGCCACCUUCUGGAGCCUCUUCUACAUGAUCAGGAGUCCAGAUGCCAUGAAAGCAGCUCGUGAGGAGGUGCAGAAGGUUCUGGAUGUUUCAGGUCAGACAGCCGACCCCAACAACCCCACACUGAACAUGAGCAGGGAACAGCUUGACAACAUGCCUGUGCUGGACAGCAUCAUAAAGGAAGCCAUGCGUCUCUCAAGCGCCUCCAUGAACGUGCGGAUAGCCAAGGAGGACUACCUGCUCCAACUUGACAACCAGGAAGCUUACCGUAUAAGGAAAGAUGACGUCAUAGCCCUGUACCCUCCCAUGCUGCACUUUGACCCGGAGAUCUACGAGGACCCAUAUGAGUACAAGUUUGACCGUUACCUGGACGAGAAGGGUCAGGAGAAGACCACGUUCUACCGCAACGGCCGGCGUUUGCGGUACUUCUACAUGCCAUUCGGCUCGGGGGUCACCAAAUGUCCGGGCAGGUUCUUUGCGGUGUACGAGAUCAAACAGUUCCUGAUUCUGGUGCUGAGCUACUUUGACAUGCAGCUGCAGGACCCGGCCAUCAAAGUCCCACCACUGGACCAGUCCCGAGCGGGUCUGGGGAUCCUGCAGCCCACGUAUGACGUGAACUUUAGGUACAAGCUGAAAUCUGCUCAGUAGACUGAAGAACAUACUGUACAUAGUGUAAAUGUGAUGAAGGAGCUGUUGAUGUAAAUAGACUGAAUGAUGUAUUUGUGUUGCUUUAAUUUGCUGCAGAAGAACAUGAGCUCUACAUGUUGGUGUAUGUGGUUCAUGUGUGUCUUUGUAUGUUCAGCUCAUUGAGUCACUUCAGACUACAGACUGUGUGAUUCUGCUGUACAGCUAACAUUACAUGAUAGAAGCCCCACAUUAACCUUUAAAGAACCUCUGAAUCUAGUCUUAAUAGUAUUCAGGUUACUGAAGUAACUUGUUGAGAAAAAAGAACCUGUACUUUAAAAGUCCUGCAGAGUCCCUGAGAUCCACAUUCUCAUGAUUGGCUGAACAUACAAAGACAGCGGUGUGCUCUUCAGACUGUGGAGCUCCAGAAAGUUCAUGUUUGCACUUAAAUCUGUGUAAAGUGUAGUGUCGCGUUGUGCAGUGAGACAUGCUGUGUCUCCAACCCUGAGCUCAUCCACUCACUCUGUGAAACUUAAGAGACUUUUAUAUAUUUAUGAUGAUGACUGUCCUCUGCAUUCUUUAAUGACCCGACCCUCCAUAAACAGAGCUGCUAUCAGUCCUGAAGCUUGUCUGUGCUCAGUCUCUCUCAAACAGCUGAUUAUCAGUCAGAGCUGACCUGUAUGUACCUUACUGCUGACCUCUCAGUAUCAUUAGUGCUGCUUCCAAAUGUAGAGACCACAGAGUCCAUUUACUCACUGUGUUCUCAACAGAGCAGCAGGCUGAACAGUCCACACAAGGGACAGAGUGCACACUGA
Notolabrus celidotus (New Zealand spotty) is the source of this 2333-nucleotide messenger RNA. RefSeq names its product cytochrome P450 7A1 (gene cyp7a1). Lineage: Eukaryota; Metazoa; Chordata; Actinopteri; Labriformes; Labridae. Gene Ontology annotation, molecular function: cholesterol 7-alpha-monooxygenase activity; heme binding; iron ion binding. Gene Ontology annotation, biological process: cholesterol homeostasis; cholesterol catabolic process; cellular response to glucose stimulus. The record is from RefSeq and is a predicted model, not a curated record. The transcript has 8 exons. The coding region runs from base 1 to 1542 and encodes 513 amino acids.